Mesorhabditis belari is the source of this 303-nucleotide messenger RNA. The record is from the annotation of a GenBank genome assembly. Lineage: Eukaryota; Metazoa; Nematoda; Chromadorea; Rhabditida; Rhabditidae.
AUGAUUAUUUUACAGUCAACACCCGACGAUUCUGUGACACCGCCACUCGGCGACGCCGACAUGUUACCCCCGUUGCAAGCGUUUGAGCGACGCCGAGAAAGGGGAUCGUUCUUUGGAGCGGUGCGGAAACGAUGGAAAAGAGUGCCCUCAUUGCGACCGGAAGUCGUCGAUUUUUACAGUGCGAUCCUCUUCCCGACGUGCUACUGUUUGUUCAACAUUAUCUACUGGACAUACUAUUUGACCGAUUUGUCGGCUUCAAACGAGGUCCAAAUGCACAUUCCGCCGGCCGACGAGGGAAACAAA